Messenger RNA from Racocetra persica, 478 nucleotides. NCBI's taxonomy places the organism in Eukaryota, Fungi, Glomeromycota, Glomeromycetes, Diversisporales, Gigasporaceae. The record is from the annotation of a GenBank genome assembly.
UAAUGACUGUGUCAGCUUCACUGAUGCCUUCGCAUCUAAAUCGGAUGAUACCACUUCCAUUGAAACAGAAAAUUCUAACGAUGCUCUGAACAGACAAACUUACAUUGUAAUGAAAUUAUAUAGUGAAAAGGUGAGACCAAAAGUCCUACUUGAGCAAAACAGCAAAUCGGUGCCGAUACAGCCUGAAGAAACAAAAGUUUCGCAUGAUUAUAUAGUCACCCAAGAUUUUAUUCAAGAAGUGUCUUCAGGGUUCACAGAUGAGGAAACCAUCGAAGUUGUUGAUAUACUCACUACCAAUACGACAAUAGAAGUUGAGCUAGCUUAUUUGUUUCUAAAAGUAAGUAUUGAAGGAAAAAAUACUAUACAAGCUAAACAGAAAGAGAUUUCAUGUCGUUACUCAUAUGGAAAAAGAUUUGAAAUAGGAGUUCAAGAACUUAUAGUAAAGAAAAAUAUUUCAGAACAGACAGUGAGAAAAUGA